AUGCAGUUCAGCAGCGUCACCUCGGCCGUCUUCCAGGGCAUCCUCAUGGCCGCCAGCCUCCCCUCCGUCAUGGCCCAGAGCGACGGCGGCGACGCCUCCUCCCUCAUCCAGCUGCCCGACCCGGCCGUGACCAAGCAGAUCCGCUUCCGGUCCACGGCGUCCGAGUACGGCGCGACCGUCGACUUCAUCACCAACGCCACAUGGCCCGACGGAGACAACCUGCCCACCUUCGUCAUCGACAAGGUCGUCUACAACUACAACAACCUGGGCGGCCGCUUCGUCACGGGCUCCGGCCCCUACAUCGGCACCACCCAGCUGUGGAUCGGCUUCAACCAGGACACGCCCGGCUCCGUCUCGGGCGAGUCCACCCCGCUCGUCGCCCCCCGCUGGACAUACCUCGCCAGCCCGGACGCGAAGAGCUUCACCGUGCGCAACUACCGCCAGGGCGCCGGCGAAAUCUUCGACUGCGGCACCCUGUGCACGUACGAGGACAUCCCCGGCCUCGAGUCCAUCGACAGCGACAAGCCCCCUUCGGACAAGGCUCGUCGUGUCUUCAAGGCUUAA
Diaporthe citri is the source of this 564-nucleotide messenger RNA. RefSeq lists its product as uncharacterized. The coding region runs from base 1 to 564 and encodes 187 amino acids. The transcript has a single exon. Lineage: Eukaryota; Fungi; Ascomycota; Sordariomycetes; Diaporthales; Diaporthaceae. The record is from RefSeq and is a predicted model, not a curated record.